AUGGACGAACAAGGACGAGUACCUUCCUUUGAGGCCUUAACACGUGAUCAGGGCACAGUAACAAAGAGCAACACCCUGCACCAAGGUCGAACCCAAGGAGAGACUGGCGCCGAUGAUGGUCAAGGACUUGAGACAUCCCCUUCUCAUCGACUAGAAGCUCUUGGUGCCAAUACGUCCGCUCAGGAGUCGGCAAAGGCUUCGGACGGUCACACUAUGGACCAGCCGCUGCGAAGAAAACGGCGCAGGGCUGGCACGGCUUGCGCAAGAUGUCAUCGCCGCAAGAUUAAGUGCUCUGAGUUACCGUGUCGACAAUGUUUAUCAAGCCAAGAGACAUGCACCCCCCGGCCCAACGCAGGUUCACAGAAACGGAAAGCUAUUGCACGACCUUCUCUGAUAAGCGGCGGAGAAAAUGAUUUAUAUCGCGCAACGGAGGGCACCGUCCUCUCAGGCACCAGUGUUGAAUACACUCUGCCCACGUCACCCCCGGCAGAUAUCACCUUUGCAGAGGAGCGGAGCGGAGUUAUCGACUACAACAAUAUUCUUCCAGGACUCCACGGGGAAGAGGCCAGGGGCCAAAUGGGGAACGCGAGUACGUUCAUCAGCCCGUGCAUGUCCGUCGACAAAUUAAGCGGGUGGCCUUUUCAGGAUGCAUGGGACCCAAUGCGGUUGGAUACUGUAUCUGAUUUCACGGGGACAUUAGCAGAACCUGACUGGGGAUGGGACUGGCCACGGGCUCAGCACCCGGCACAGAAUGACAACGGCAGUGCCUUACAACAACCUAGCCCUGCACCAGAACAGGAAGUAUGUUCGUUUCAAAGCGAUCCUGAAGGGUCACAGUCUCUGGAUGACACCUGUGCCAUGUUCUUCUGCGGCGAGCAACCAUCGGUCUUUGAGUUCUUGGCUAUGCGUGGACAAUACACCGCUGAAGGGCAGCAUUUACCGCCCCCUCCAACUCGGCUCUAUCCUAUGUCAGGAUUUGAGUGGCAAGAUCCCACUCUUGAACAGCCUUUUGAGAGCACCGACGUACCACUUCCAACGAAGCUCUCUCCCACAGAAUACGAGCAUGGAGCAUCGAAUACGUGUAUAGAUUAUGAUUGA
Messenger RNA from Aspergillus pseudoviridinutans, 1098 nucleotides. RefSeq names its product Zn(II)2Cys6 transcription factor domain-containing protein. Gene Ontology annotation, molecular function: DNA-binding transcription factor activity, RNA polymerase II-specific; zinc ion binding. Lineage: Eukaryota; Fungi; Ascomycota; Eurotiomycetes; Eurotiales; Aspergillaceae. Bases 1 to 1098 code for a protein of 365 amino acids. The transcript is spliced from 3 exons. The record is from RefSeq and is a predicted model, not a curated record. Gene Ontology annotation, biological process: regulation of DNA-templated transcription.